Verruconis gallopava is the source of this 1134-nucleotide messenger RNA. RefSeq lists its product as uncharacterized. Gene Ontology annotation, cellular component: lipid droplet; endoplasmic reticulum. The coding region runs from base 175 to 1032 and encodes 285 amino acids. The transcript is spliced from 4 exons. Gene Ontology annotation, molecular function: acylglycerone-phosphate reductase (NADP+) activity; triacylglycerol lipase activity. Lineage: Eukaryota; Fungi; Ascomycota; Dothideomycetes; Venturiales; Sympoventuriaceae. Gene Ontology annotation, biological process: phosphatidic acid biosynthetic process; triglyceride catabolic process. The record is from RefSeq and is a predicted model, not a curated record.
GGCGGAUUCGGUCUCUGAUUUCCAAAUGAAGCUAUAUCGCGUUUGACAUCUGCGCCGAAACCUUAUCUAUACCGAGGGUGCGAUUGUGUCUUUGACGACUCUCCAAACCACCAAAACCUCUGUCCACUGUCCGUCUCUUGCCCUUUCUUUGUUUUUGGCUGCAAACAUACAACAAUGACAUCGCCGAAGCGACCAAAGUUCGUUUUGAUCACUGGGUGCAGCAAAGGAGGCAUAGGAUAUGCGCUGGCUCGCGAAUUCUCCGCCAAAGGCAUGCAGGUCAUCGCCACCGCCCGCUCCAAAGAAAAGAUCGCGGACCUCGGCCCUCUAGGCAUAACCCUGCUCUCCCUCGACGUGGACGACCCGGCCUCGAUCGCGCAGCUCAAAGUCGACGUUACGCGCAUUACAGAUGGCAAGCUAGACAUACUUGUGAAUAAUGCCGGCCGUAACUACACCGUACCAGCGUUGGACAUCGACUUCGCCGAAGUCGAGCAGACGUUUCGAACCAACGUGUUCGGCGUGAUGCGUAUGUGCCAGGCCUUUGCGCCUCUGUUGAUAGAGGCCAGAGGAACGAUUGUGCAGAUCGGCAGUGUAGCUGCGAUCAUGCCCUACGUGUUUGGAAGUGUGUAUAAUGCUUCUAAGGCAGCGCUACACCAGUAUUCCAACACGUUGCGUGUAGAGCUUGCUCCUUUUGGUGUCAAGGUCGUGACGAUCGUGACGGGAGGCGUAAAGAGCAAUAUUGCAAAUAUUGACAGGGUUCUGCCAGAGGAUUCGUACUAUCUGCCUAUUGCAAAGGAAUAUGCAAGACGAGUGAAACAUAGCCAGGAGAUGGGCAUCCCAAAUGAGCAGUAUGCCAAGUACGUUGUACCGAAGGUUCUGAAGAAUCGAAGUCGGCAGAUCUGGGGAGGCUUUGGCGCGUGGUGGAUUUGGUUCGCCAGCACCUUUCUCCCAAUGUCACUCCUGGAUAUUGUAUUUACCCGCAUGUUCAACCUUUGGAAACUUAAACAGGCAAAUACAAAGAAAAAACUGACAUGAAUACAUGACUUUGACGCAGUUAAACGAAUUUUUACGGUCUUCCCGCUGAGUCAAGAUUAAAAUCUAAAGAUACCCUGAAUCGAAAGUAGAUUUUUUCUUCCU